GGCUGCUGGUCGAAGACUUUACAGCGCAACCCCAACUGAGGAAGAAUAUGACGUUGCGGUCGUUGGCGGUGGACCUGGCGGAUAUGUUGCUGCGAUUAAGGCUGCUCAGCUAGGCUUGAAGGUAGCAUGCAUAGAGAAACGUGGAUCGUUGGGUGGAACAUGUUUAAAUGUCGGGUGUAUUCCAUCCAAAGCUCUUCUUAACAAUUCGCACAUAUAUCACCAAGCUAAACAUGAAUUCAAAUCAAGAGGAAUCGACAUCUCGGAAGUCAAAUUAAACCUUCCCAACAUGAUGAAAGCUAAGGAGAGAGCAGUCACUGGAUUAACCCGAGGGAUAGAAGGACUAUUUAAGAAGAAUGGAGUCGUUUAUGUCAAGGGCUUUGGUAGAUUUACUGGCUUACAUGAGGUCGAAGUAGACGGAUUAGAUGGGAAGAACAUUCUCGUUCGUGCAAAGAACAUUAUCAUCGCCACUGGGUCGGAGCCAACUCCAUUUAAGGGUUUAGAAGUUGAUGAGAAGCAAGUAGUCACGUCAACUGGUGCUCUGUCGCUUGAGAAAGUACCGGAUAAAAUGCUGGUUGUUGGAGGAGGUAUUAUUGGACUUGAACUUGGAUCUGUAUGGAGUCGGCUCGGUGCGGAUGUUACUAUUGUUGAAUAUUUAAAUGCUAUCGGAGCUGGAAUGGACGGAGAGACGGCCAAGACGUUUUCACGUAUAUUAGCAAAGCAAGGCCUCAAAUUCAAGCUGGGCACAAAAGUAAUUUCCGCAUCAAAACGGGAUGGCAAAAUAUAUGUCGACGUUGAACAGGCCAAAGGCGGAGAUCAAGAGACCCUGGAAGCUGAUGUUGUCUUAGUUUCCAUUGGUCGCCGUCCGAAUACAGACGGCUUAGGAUUGGAGAACGUUGGUAUAGAAGUGGACGAGAAAGGCCGUGUAAAGAUUGAUUCUCAGUUCAAGACCAGCGUACCCCACAUUAGAUGUAUCGGAGACGCUACUUAUGGUGCUAUGCUGGCUCAUAAAGCCGAAGAGGAAGGUAUCGCCGUAGCCGAGUACAUUGCCGGUGGACAUGGCGAGGUAAAUUACGAUGUUAUUCCUUCGGUAAUUUAUACUCAUCCCGAAGUAGCGUGGUGUGGUAAAACAGAAGAAGAGAUCAAGUCGUCUGGUCGUCCAUAUCGUGUUGGUACUUUUCCAUUCAUGGCUAAUUCGCGCGCUCGGACAAAUGAGGAUACCGAAGGAUCCGUCAAGCUCAUUUCUGAUGCCGAGACAGACAGAAUACUUGGAGUGCAUAUAAUUGGACCCAAUGCAGGCGAGAUGAUUGCUGAAGCAGUAUUGGCCAUGGAAUAUGGGGCCAGUAGUGAAGAUAUUGCUAGGACUUGCCAUGCACAUCCAACUCUCUCCGAAGCAUUCAAGGAAGCUGGUAUGUAUCAGACUUAUGCUUCUUCGCAGAUUCCAACAUAUGGACUUAAUUUUUCCUAUACUUUAUAG
This is a messenger RNA of Paraglomus brasilianum, 1474 nucleotides long. The record is from the annotation of a GenBank genome assembly. Lineage: Eukaryota; Fungi; Glomeromycota; Glomeromycetes; Paraglomerales; Paraglomeraceae.